GGCGUCAUUUUGAGUGACAAACUCAACGCAGCUGCGUAAUACCAUUUUCAAAAGCUUAUAGCUUACAUAAAGAAAUUGCAAAUAAAAAGCGCUCUUGUUGUAACAAAAACAAAACGCCAGAAGUUUCGUAUCAUGCUUCGUUAAUAAAUUUAUAUGUUUACGUUGUAUGAAGAUUUUAUAAUUUAACUUUCUUUUUAAAAAUACACAAAAAGUAAAAAGUUAUAAAAUUUUAUUCGACUACCUAUUUACUGAAAAAAUAUCUUUAACAUGGGAGUUGUGAGUAUUCACCAAUUUCCUAUUCCUGAAGGUAAAAGUGGCCAGCAAGCAGCAGAGUUAUUACAAAAAAGAUUAGAAACAAUAGGAGCAGUGAAAACUGGAACAUUUUGUGUUGAAUGUGAAACCUAUUAUGCUGCUGCACAUAUUAAUCCAAACCGAGCAGUUAAUAUAAUUCACAACAGUGAGCAUCCAGUUACUUGUUUUGCGUUAUUAGAUUCUGGAACUUGUUUGAUGGCAGAUUCUCAGUUUGACAUGUUAAUGGCAAAAAUGACUGGCAUAUAUCUUCCUAAAAAGGCAAUAAAAAUUGAAUCAAAAGGACCACGUUUUGAAGUCCAAGAUUUUGUGAUUAAACUCGGAAGUGUUUCUAUUGGACCUAGUUUCCGUGGAAUUUUAGUUGAGGUUGAAUAUACUCCAUGCGUUAUACCUCUAAGUUGUUGGGAUUUAAUGAGAGAAUUGUUACAAGGAUUCAUGGGAAAUAGUGUGCAAUGUCCUUCUCAGUACCUACAAUCUAGAAUGAAUGAAAUUUAUACACCUGUUGAUACUGUUCAACAAUAUAUGGAACAUUUUAAUGCUUUCAGAAGAGCUCCAUCUGGUGUUCGAUAGUAACACUUCAUAGUUUUUCUUGGAUUUUAUUGUUAAACGUUUACUUUCAUUUAAUUAGAACCAGUAUAAUAAUCUGGUGUUGUGACCUUUAUUUCAUUUGCUGAUAAUAUUCACUUUGUAAAUAUUCAUGAUGUAUGGAUGAUAAAUUUCUUGUCUUGC
This is a messenger RNA of Parasteatoda tepidariorum (common house spider), 1038 nucleotides long. RefSeq names its product Mediator complex subunit 20 (gene MED20). The record is from RefSeq and is a predicted model, not a curated record. Lineage: Eukaryota; Metazoa; Arthropoda; Arachnida; Araneae; Theridiidae. Gene Ontology annotation, biological process: regulation of transcription by RNA polymerase II. Gene Ontology annotation, cellular component: mediator complex. Gene Ontology annotation, molecular function: transcription coactivator activity.